CAAAUGACUCGUUGUGCAGUCAGAUUUCUGCAAUGAUGAUUAAGGACGCAGGGUGUCAGUGUAAUGUAAAAAGUCAUCCUGAUACGCGCUUGUGGUCACUGCUCUUUGGUUCCACCUCUUAACAACAGUCUCACUUCAACACUGAUAGGAUCGUUUCUGUGCGUGUUCAGUGAAAAGAGUCAAUUUUCCCAAAUUAUUGCAAAUAUCUGAAGGAACUGACCAUUUGUGUACUGAAUGUUGGGCCCGCUCUUGACAACGGCGUUUUGCUCCUUGUGAUGGAUUACUGAUGAUUUCGGAUUUCACUAUGGAACAAAGGAAGCGAGAGAGCGGAAGGGGGCGACGAUAUUUGGUCGGCUGCAUUGUUGCUGCGCUUCUGUGGACUGUGGCUUCAGCGCAAUUAAGAUAUUCCAUCUCAGAGGAAGUAAAUGAAGGAACUGUGGUUGGAAACAUAGCGAGAGAUCUGGGAUUAGAUAAAAGCACUCUGAAAGACAGAAAGUAUCGGAUUGUUUCAAGUGAUGCGGAUCCUCUGUUCCAUGUGAAUCACAACGAUGGCGUCCUGUAUGUGAGCAGGAAGAUCGACAGAGAAGAGGUGUGCGCGCAGAGCAGUACGUGUGUUAUAAAUGUCAAAACUGUGCUGGAAAAUCCACUGGAGGUUCAUUAUGUCAUGGUGGAAGUUAUAGACAUAAAUGACCAUUCACCUACUUUCCCUGAGGAAGAUAAUACAUUGGAAAUUUCAGAGUCCGUGUUGCCCGGUGCCCGUUUUCAGCUACUAGCCUCACAGGAUCAAGACAGUGGUCCUUUCUCUGUGCAGCAAUAUAAACUUAGUCACAACGAUCAUUUUCGUUUGGAAGUUAAAGACAAAGGAGAUGAUGGAAAAAUACCUAUACUGGUCGUUCAAAAAUCUUUAGACAGAGAAACUGCAGGCAGCCACUCACUAACACUGACGGCCCUGGAUGGAGGGAAACCUCCAAAAAAUGGUAAUAUGAAUAUUCUAGUCAGAGUUUUAGAUAUUAAUGAUAACGCGCCGAUUUUCUCUAAAGAUGAUUAUAUUGUGACACUCAAUGAAAGCGCUCCAGUAGGCACAACAGUCAUUCAGGUGAAUGCAACGGAUUUAGAUGAGGGUUCAAACGGAGAAGUAGUUUAUUCAUUUAGCAAGACUAUGAAUCAGAAUUCAUUUAAUCUUUUCGAUAUCAACCCAUUAACAGGUGAAAUAUCUGUGAAGGCCUUAAUUAAUUACGAGGAAAAAGACAGAUAUGAAUUAGAAAUUCAGGCAUCAGACAAAGGUUUUGCUCCUCUUACAACUGAAAAAAGCGUAAUUAUCAAAAUUUUUGACGUGAAUGAUAAUGCACCUGAGAUUGAAGUUACCUCAUUUUCCAGCUCCAUCCCUGAAGAUUCCAGACCUGGAACUACUGUUGCUCUUAUUAGUGUCAGUGAUUUAGACUCUGGUCUCAAUGGAAAGGUUAUUUGUACAGUAAAUGAAGCUGUUCCGUUCACUUUAUCACCAUCAUUACAAGACAAAAUGUUUUCAUUAGUCACCAAAUCUCCUCUGGACAGAGAGAAACAGUCACAUUAUGACCUGACAAUAACUGCAAAAGAUGCAGGUCAACCUUCACUAUCAUCUGAAAAGACAAUAAGUGUUGUGGUGUCAGAUGUGAAUGACAACAGUCCAGAGUUUUCACUCAGUCCAUAUACUUUCUAUGUCGCUGAGGGGAAUGAUCCAGGAGCCUCAGUGUUUUCUGUUAAAGCUUCUGAUCGUGAUGAGAAUGACAAUGCUGUCAUAUCCUAUCAUAUUGUCAGAGAUGGAAGUGAAGACAACAAAGUCACUUCAUUUCUAAACAUAAACUCUGAUACUGGACACAUCACCGCACUGAAAAGUUUUGACUUUGAAACGCUGAAAACUUUCCAAUUCCAAGUUGUUGCCACAGAUUCUGGAGCUCCGUCUCUCAGCACCAAUGUCACAGUCAACGUGUUCAUUCUGGAUCAGAACGACAACGCUCCAGUCAUCCUGUAUCCACUCAGCUCCAACGGAUCUGCUGAAGGUGUGGAGGAGAUUCCUAGAAAUGUCAACGCAGGACACUUGGUCACAAAAGUCAGAGCCUAUGACGCUGAUAUAGGAUAUAACGGCUGGUUGCUCUUCUCACUGCAGGAACUCACUGACCACAGUCUCUUUGCUUUGGACAGAUAUACAGGACAGAUCAGAACACUUCGCUCAUUCACAGAGACAGACGAGGCUGAACACAAACUGGUCAUACUGGUCAAAGACAACGGAAACAUUUCACUCUCAGCAACAGCUACUGUCAUUGUCAAACUUGUGGAGCCCAAAGAGGCUUUUGCAGCAUCUGAUGUCAAAAGUGCAACAAACGUAGAUGAAGAUGACAAUGUGACAUUUUAUCUGAUGAUAACUUUGGGAUCAGUUUCUGUGCUUUUUCUCAUCAGCAUCAUUGUGCUGAUUGCAAUGCAGUGCUCCAAAUCCACAGACUAUACUUCCAAAUAUCUGCAAGAGACUAAUUAUGAUGGGACACUGUGUCACAGCAUCCAGUACAGAUCUGGAGACAAACGCUACAUGUUAGUUGGACCCAGAAUGAGUAUAGGAUCUACUAUAGUUUCUGGAAGUCAUUCAAAUACACUGGUGCUUCCUGACAGGAGGAGGGCAUCUGAAGAGGUAAGGCUAAUUUAAACAUGAGUUGUCAUUUGGAAGAACUGCAUUGAUAUUUAACCAUUAGGGAAGGUUUGUGGAAACAUGUGUUUACAACUAUUACAUCAGGCAAAACAUUCAUUGAACAGAGAAUUUCACCAAGACUGUAUUUUGAUGUAAACAGCAAAAGACAUUGAAAAUUCCUUUAAAAAUUCACUUCUUACUUUCAUUUUUAUGCUUUCAGACUGCUUAGGGAAUGCAGGUGUAAGUGGCUGUGCAACUAUAUUUUCUCAGAUUUGUAGGUUUAGCAGCAUUAUUGUUCUAAAAACAAGGCAAGUCUCAUGAAGGCAUAGGGACGAAAGGAAACAUGGAAUAAAUCAACUCAGCUGAUGUUGAUAGUGAAUUAUCAACAAUCUUUAAAGAGAAUACCAUCACCACUUGUCGCUGGUUGGAUGUCUUUUGCAAUCAUUGUCCAUGGUGCUGAACCUAUUUUCUCUCAUUUUCUCGUGUUUGCAGUCGUAGUCAACAUAAACCACAGAGGGUUUAUCUCAGUCCUUAAACUCACACGACAUAAUCUUAUGAAGUACACGUUUAAUAUUCCUUUGUGCUGCCUGAAAUCAUCUUAAUUUUCUUUAGAGUGAGAUUUUGCGCUAACAGUGAGCAGCCUCCACAUGUAUAUCAAAUCACACGUCAGGGCUGAAGUUCAGUUUUCGAGACAAAUAAGCAUAAAGUAACCCAGACACACAAUCUAACAUUUCACAAAUAACGCGCACCUUGUUUGUGAUUAUCUGUACAUAUGGCAUGAUGUCAGUUUUAUCGCAAAAGUCUGAAUUACUUGCUUGUUGACGUAUUUCGUUUCAGUGGCUUUUCUUAUUGGAGUACAGAUACAGUCGAGUCAUUGUUUUUGCAUUCAGGUGUGAAGACUAAUGCUUCCAAUAAAGUAUGCAGUGCAGAGUUGCUUCAGAUAGACAAACAUUCAUCUAUCCAUGAGUUAUUCCCGCUUGUUGUUUGAGGAAGUGGAUAGUGUACAACCUGAACGAGUCACUGUUCAAUCUGUGACUAACGAAAAAACGACAAUGUGUAAACAAGACGCGCUGAAGAUGUCCGAGGGUGAAGACGAUUCAAACGUAAUCCAAUUAUAUCACGUGGCAUGUUUCUGAAAAUCUUUAGCUUUUACAUUCUAAAAAUAUCCCCACGACAUAAUGAACAAUCAAUCUGAAAUUUCCAUAACGUCUGGUUUAAUAAAUGCAGUUUAACCGCAGCAUAUCAACAGUUGAGACAGAGAUAACUCUGAAUAUAUUUGGAGGGAACGGGUUUUCUAUCUAUUUAAUGGGAAUUUGAUGUUUAGUUUCUGAGAAGGAGAGGAGAUUCUUAUGUCAUUCCAGCAGGUCCGCUAAGUUUGAUCACAGAUUUUGUCGACGGCUAC
Acanthochromis polyacanthus (spiny chromis) is the source of this 4061-nucleotide messenger RNA. Its product is annotated as protocadherin alpha-8-like. Bases 287 to 2677 code for a protein of 796 amino acids. Gene Ontology annotation, cellular component: plasma membrane. Gene Ontology annotation, biological process: homophilic cell-cell adhesion. Gene Ontology annotation, molecular function: calcium ion binding. The transcript has a single exon. The record is from RefSeq and is a predicted model, not a curated record. NCBI's taxonomy places the organism in Eukaryota, Metazoa, Chordata, Actinopteri, Pomacentridae.